AGUCUCCCCACGUCUCCUUCUCCUUCUCCUUCUCCUUGCUUGGUCGUCUUGCUCCAGCCUCUUCUUCCUCCUCGAGCCUUCUUCCUCCAGCCAGAGCCGAUCGAGAAAUUCCCCAAUCCGCCUACCUCCUACGCCACCGCCUCCCCAUCUCCAUCCAAUCGUCUCCAAUCACCCAAUCCCACCCCACCCGCCGGGAGGAGGAUCCAAUCCAUCCAUCCACCCACCACCAAAUCCCAUCCCAGCCAUGGAUUGCGAGCCGGAGGAGCUGCAGUUCCUGGGCGUCAUAGGCAUCUACCGCUUCUCCGCGGAGAUCCUCGGCGGCCAGCACCGCCCGCUCUUCGCGCGCAUCGCGGGGGCCUUCGUCCUGCCCCUCUCCGCGCUCUUCCUCCUCCACAUCGCCAUCUCGCACGCGCUCUUCACCCACAUCGACUCCGACGACACCGCGCUCGACGCCUCCUCCCCGGGCACCGACACGCAGCGCGCGCUGCUGUCCCGCCUCGCCUCCGACUGGCUCGCCCUCCUCCUCUUCAAGUCCGCCUACCUCCUCGCGCUCCUCCUCCUCUCGCUCCUCUCCGUCGCCGCCUCCGUCUUCUCCGUCGCCUCCGUCUACUCCGCCAAGCGCGACGCGCUCGCCUUCCCCAGGGUGCUCUCCGUCGUGCCACGCGUCUGGCGGAGGCUCGCCGCCACCUUCCUCGCCGCCUUCGCGCUCCUCUUCGCCUACCACGCCGUCGCCGUCCUCGUCUUCGUCGCGCUCCUCGUCGCCGCUGACAACGGGUCAGGCCUCGCGGGCCUCGUCGCGUUCCUCGUCGCCUUCGCCUACCUCGCGGGUCUCGUCUACCUCAGCGUCGUGUGGCACCUCGCCAGCGUCGUCUCCGUGCUCGAGGACUUCAAGGGAUUCGCUGCCAUGCGCAAGAGCAAGGACCUCAUUAAAGGGAAGGUCGUCACCGCGGGAGUCAUCUUCUUCACGCUCAACCUCGUCUUCGCCGUCGUCGAGCUCGGGUUCCGUGCUUGGGUUGUCAAGGGAUCCGGAGCGGCCUCGAGGAUUUUACUUGGCCUCCUCAUGCUCGCCGCGCUCUGCUGCGUCGUCAUGUUCGCGCUCGUCUCCCAGACCGUCGUCUACCUCGUCUGCAAGAGCUACCACCAUGAGAGCCUCGACAAGGCCAACAUCUCCGAUCACCUCGAGGUCUACCUCGGCGACUACGUCCCGCUCAAGGCCUCCGACGUGCAGAUGGAGCAGUUCCAGGUCUGAAUCUCAUGACGGCUUCUUCCUCCUCCUCUGCUUCUUUCUUUCUUUCUCACUGCCUGCAAGAGCAAAUCCAUUCCAUCCUCUGCUUUGCUGCUGGAUUUGUUACAAAUCCUUCCUACCAUCGGCAGUCAGGCAAUCUGUAAUUUUACAUACGGACAGCAGCAACAUGUGAUGAACAUACUUUAGCACUAGUACCUUUCUAGAGAGAAUUGGGAAUUUGGGUUGGGGACAAGAAUAAUUGGAAUCUGUACUUGUAACGGUGGAGUUGAUGUAGGAUUUGCUUCUCCUCCUUUUUAAAUUGUGGGAAGAAUGAACAUACUAUGAACUAUUAUUAUGAAAUGAGGGUAGGUUAAUUUCUCUCUCAGGGACAUGUGGUUCCUUUCCUUAUUUAGACCGGUUACAAAGAUGAAUGGAUAUGCUGAAAUUACAAACUUUA
Messenger RNA from Sorghum bicolor (sorghum), 1682 nucleotides. RefSeq lists its product as uncharacterized. The coding region runs from base 245 to 1249 and encodes 334 amino acids. The record is from RefSeq and is a predicted model, not a curated record. The transcript has a single exon. NCBI's taxonomy places the organism in Eukaryota, Viridiplantae, Streptophyta, Magnoliopsida, Poales, Poaceae.